This is a messenger RNA of Gymnodraco acuticeps, 1992 nucleotides long. It is a transcript of the gene ifngr2, whose product is annotated as interferon gamma receptor 2. Lineage: Eukaryota; Metazoa; Chordata; Actinopteri; Perciformes; Bathydraconidae. The coding region runs from base 120 to 977 and encodes 285 amino acids. Gene Ontology annotation, molecular function: protein binding. The transcript has 7 exons. The record is from RefSeq and is a predicted model, not a curated record.
GUCCGCUGCGCGUGCCCGUGAGUCACGUCCGGAUUGAGGAAGUACUAAGUUUGGGUCUCUGUUAUACAGACAGAUAAUGACGGCUGUGUUCGAAAACGGUAUGAAAUGACGCUGUCACGAUGCUUCUCGGUGUCCUGUGCAUUCUAGUCGUCCCCCGGGUGUUUUCUGAAGCCCCUCCAGCACCCCCACAGGACAUCCAGGUAGAUAACUGGCUGCUGAGAUGGAGUCCUGACCCUGACGACGGAGAUGUCACCUACACCGCUCAAUACAGCAGCUUUGACAGUUGUGUGUGGACAGAUGUUCCAUACUGUGUCCAUAUAUCUUUAAAUUCCUGCAAUGUCAGUUCCAUCAAAGCUAGGAGUGAGUACGGCUGUGUGAUGCUGCGUGUGCAAGCAGAGAGGCAUGGGCAGAACUCCCCAUCAGUCCAAGCCUGUAGCAAACAUGGUCACCUCUGUACUCCGGACUUUAGUCUCACUGCGAGUCCUGGCUCCCUCACUGUACAUUUGAGUAGGAACACCACUUUUCUUCGGGAACAUGCCGACCAUGCAAAGUACAGGGUUUACUAUGGCAAGAAAGGAGAGGCCCUCCAGGAUUAUAAAGAUGGUCCGGCCUCAGUGACCAUUGAUGAGCUGCAGGAGGGACAGCGGUACUGUACUAGGGUGCAGUACCUGUAUUUCAAACAAACCGAGGGACUACCCACCUGUACCCAGUGUGAGCUCAUCCCCGAGUCAGACUCCAGACGGACAGUCACCAUAGUCUCUUUGGUGCUUGUGGGCGUCCUGCUCCUUGUGUUUCCUGUGAUAGCGUACUUCUUCCUCUUCCAGCGUGAGAGAUUCAAACGUUGGUUGCAACCUCGAUACACGUUCCGAGAACACUUAUUCGAGCCAAUUCCUGAGCCCUUCCUUCCCAUCCACAGCAGCACUGAGGAGCACUAUGAUGUCAUUACUUCCAUGUCCCCAGUAGAGCUCAGAGAAUGAAACUGUUUCUGCACUACUCUUCCUCUAAGUGGCCUUCUUAUUUUGUUAUGUGGCGAUUAGACCUAAACACUGAGCUGUAGGGAGACACUCUGCUUCUCCCUUAGGACAAACGUUCUGCUGGGAUGGAUUUAAACUCAUUACAAGUGAGGAUUUGAUGUCAGGUUGAAAUGUGAUUGCUGGGUAGAGGGUAUAAGGUCUAGAUUGAGUAAACAAGCUCCCCACUAUUACAAUCCACCUUAAUUCUCUCUUCAAUGUGGCUUCAAUGAUUUUAGGGAAUUACAGACAUAAGGACUUAUUGGCAGAAUUUCUGAACCUUGGAAUGAGCAUCCAUCUUUUUUUAAAUGCCAACAGGAGAACAAUGUCAAAAAUUGCACCGGGACCUACAGAGAACAUUUUUCUGUUAAGAUCAACGAUUAAACCCUUAACCCCCCCCCCAUGUUGAGAUAGUAAUCAUAUAUUGCUUUAUAGGCAUUCAUUUACCACAUUAAAACACUCAUGGCAUUACCUCAGGUUGCCUUGGUUUAACUAACCGCAACCAUGGAAACGAGAAGAUUUAGUCUGAAACUUUAUGAAACCAUUACUAACGGCUUCAGAUUGGACUGAGACAUGCCCAUGGCUGGAAAUAUAACUGGCAUUUAAUACUAAAUCAGGUAUGGUGAAGAUGAAAUGACAUAAGAACCAUUGGCAAAGAGCUGUUUAUUCCCUAAAGCAGAAACAAUUGAGUGAUCAUCUUAAUUCUGGAAGAAUACUAAACCUUACUCUGGCCCCUCCUGGACAUGAGACACAAAGGCUGCGUUUCUGUUGAUUGUCUACCAGUGUACGUUUUCUGAUCAUGAUGUUGCUUUUGUCUGAUGCUCUUUCUUGGUCAGCAUCAAGUACUUUCUUUACUAAUCUCAGCAUUGCCAAGAGUGAUUUUUACUUCUUGAUCAUUAUGUGUAUGAUGCUUAACUUUACUGACUCGCAAUAAAUGACUUAAUGUAAAGCGUAGAAAGCAUUGGGAUCCAGUCUCAUCCGG